AUGGAAUAUCGUCCUCUGCCGAGUACUCAAGCCAAAGAUCCUCUCGUGUGCGACGUAUUAUAUGUUUCGCUAUCGGACUCGUCUCUGUAUACUGCAUUAUCGUAUUGUUGGGGGCAUGGUGACCUGUCCGGACGCAUUUUUGUGGCCGGCACGCAAGUCAGAAUUGACAAGAAUCUGAGCGAUGCGCUUGUCGAAUUUCGUCGCCGCGGGCAUUUGGCCGUUUGGGCUGAUGCCUUGUGUAUCGACCAAUCGGGUUUUGACGAACGAGAUCUUCAGGUGCUUCUCAUGUCCAAUAUAUAUCGAGGUGCGCAUACUGUGAUUGCGUGGCUAGGAUCCGGAGGAUCAAGUGCAGCCGAUGACCGUCAACAGAUAGAAUCGUCCUUGUUGAGGAUAGAAGCCGUCUCCAAGGCUGCCAGGGAUGUCUUAUGUAGUAGAGAGCCUCUAUCGUCCAUGCUAGAGGCUGAAAUUCUCCAGGCCUGGCCCAUCCUCUCAGACAUACUGAGGGCAGAGUAUUGGAGUAGAGUGUGGAUCAUCCAAGAACUCUGUGUAGGAAUGAGCUUGCAGCUGCUAUGGAACAGAUAUUUGAUCGAUUUAAACGACAUAAAUGAUAUGUACAGCAUUAUGCUGGCCUAUCGUAAAAUCAAGGGCAUAGUUAAUGGCGCCCCAGAUGUUCCAGGACAUCAUGUUCAACAGCUUGUGAUUAUGCGACAGAAAGUGGCCAACCUGACAAGAGAUCGCCCGUCUUUGAUCGAAUAUCUGUCUAGAUCACAUCUAGCGAAAGCUACAGAUCAACGCGACAAGGUAUUUGCACUCCUGGGCGUGUCAAGAGACGGCAUGGACAUAUUCCCUGCACCCAGCUACACAAUGCCGCUCGAUAAGCUCAACUUUAACGCGGCGCAACGGUUAUUAAGAUCAACCGGUUCACUGGACCCCUUUGUGUUCAAAAGUAUACCUCCAGGAACGUGGAUUCCAGAUUGGUUCGAACGCAGACUUGGUCGGAGGAACGUAUUCAGAAUUGACUGUUCAGCGACACUCCAAGAAGCUGCCUCCACCCCCUUGCAAUGGCCGGCUGGGAUAAUUCCAGGCCCGCCGACUGGUGAACCACCAAACACGCACAACCCGUUAGAUUCUUUGUUCAAACUCAUGGUUGUUCUUCGCCCUGUUAAAGAUGACAGGCCCAGGCAGAUAUAUGAAAACGAAUUUUUAUUCUUCAGCAAAGCCUUACGCACCGAGGACGACCCCGAAUGGCUUCAACUUCAUUUUCCCGAGCUGCACGCUUGGCUUCGUGGUGAGCUAAACACUCAAUUUAAAAUCAAUGGCCAUACCAUUGGCGAUCGGUUCACACAACCAGAUGCUGCGAGCCUCUGGCGCCUCGUGUCACAUACUUGGCAAGAUUACCGCGCAAAAGGUUACUUAGGAUCUCUGGUUCCGAUCAAAAACUACCACCGAAGGCUUCGUGAGGCCGAUCGAUACCCGUUGUGCUUCAUAAACUACCAUCCGGUGGGUGGCUCAUCGUAG
This is a messenger RNA of Truncatella angustata, 1518 nucleotides long. RefSeq names its product heterokaryon incompatibility protein-domain-containing protein. Lineage: Eukaryota; Fungi; Ascomycota; Sordariomycetes; Amphisphaeriales; Sporocadaceae. The transcript has 4 exons. The record is from RefSeq and is a predicted model, not a curated record. The coding region runs from base 1 to 1518 and encodes 505 amino acids.